UAUUCCCUACUGAGGUCAGAAUGUGACCUGCACCACUUCUGUGGCAGAGCCUCGUUUCCGCGGUUGUCGUGGUCGCGCCGAUCGCUCUCAGUCUCUGCCACCAGCUGGGACCGGGGUCGGCGGGGAUCGGGUCUUUGGCUGCAGCGGUGGCCGGCGCGUCUGGCCAUCUAGAUCCCGGGUCCGCAGUUGGCCUGCUUCAUUUGUCCUCCCACUGUCUGCGUGGCUGAUUCGUGGGCGACGGGACGUUCGCAGGUGUCCGGCUGACCCGCCGGGGACCGGAGUCGACACCCGGGCGCUCCCCCGGAGCCCCAGCCCAGCCUGUCCGUUUCCUACGGUGAGACGGGGCCUCGCCAAACUGCAAGUCUGGCCUUGAACUUGGCGAUCCUCCUGCCUCAGCCUCUGUCGCGGGGAUGACAGACUCAUCUUUCAAGAGGACUUGAGACUAAUUGCAAAUAAUUAAGAAAAGAUGCCUUCUGCAUCCUGUGAUACCCUGCUGGAUGACAUAGAAGACAUUGUGUCCCAGGAAGAUUCAAAGCCACAAGACAGACAUUCUUCAAGAAGGCAGGUUGUUCCGAAAGUGCGAAGGCGCAAUACCCAGAUGUUCUCGGAAGAGAACGGCCCGCCAAGUGACAGCACUAUUCCAGGCAUACAGAAAAUUUGGAUACGAACAUGGGGUUGCUCACAUAAUAAUUCAGAUGGAGAAUAUAUGGCUGGACAGCUAGCUGCUUAUGGCUAUAAAAUUACAGAAAACGCAUCAGAUGCAGAUCUGUGGCUCCUGAACAGUUGCACUGUGAAGAACCCAGCUGAAGACCACUUUAGAAACUCCAUUAAAAAAGCUCAAGAGGAGAACAAGAAAGUCGUGCUUGCCGGGUGUGUGCCCCAGGCGCAGCCUCGCCAGGACUACCUCAAGGGACUGAGCAUCAUCGGGGUUCAACAGAUAGAUCGCGUGGUGGAAGUUGUGGAGGAAACAAUUAAAGGCCACUCUGUGCGACUUCUGGGCCAGAAGAAGGAUAAUGGAAAGCGGCUGGGGGGAGCUCGGUUGGAUUUGCCCAAGAUCAGGAAGAAUCCACUAAUAGAAAUAAUUUCCAUCAAUACCGGGUGUCUCAAUGCAUGUACCUACUGCAAAACUAAACACGCCAGAGGAAAUUUGGCCAGUUAUCCCAUUGAUGAACUAGUAGAUAGAGCCAAACAGUCUUUUCAAGAGGGUGUCUGUGAGAUCUGGUUGACCAGUGAAGACACGGGGGCCUACGGCAGGGAUAUCGGCACCGACCUCCCCUCGCUCCUGUGGCGCCUGGUUGAAGUCAUUCCCGAGGGAGCGAUGCUGAGGCUCGGCAUGACGAACCCCCCCUAUAUCCUAGAGCAUCUGGAG
Marmota monax (woodchuck) is the source of this 1369-nucleotide messenger RNA. Its product is annotated as threonylcarbamoyladenosine tRNA methylthiotransferase. Gene Ontology annotation, molecular function: 4 iron, 4 sulfur cluster binding; tRNA (N(6)-L-threonylcarbamoyladenosine(37)-C(2))-methylthiotransferase activity. Gene Ontology annotation, biological process: tRNA methylthiolation. Gene Ontology annotation, cellular component: endoplasmic reticulum. The record is from RefSeq and is a predicted model, not a curated record. Lineage: Eukaryota; Metazoa; Chordata; Mammalia; Rodentia; Sciuridae.